This is a messenger RNA of Funneliformis mosseae, 2172 nucleotides long. The record is from the annotation of a GenBank genome assembly. NCBI's taxonomy places the organism in Eukaryota, Fungi, Glomeromycota, Glomeromycetes, Glomerales, Glomeraceae.
AUGAUUGUUAAUAAAGGAGAAAUGCGUUUUAUUAGAUGGUUACUUUUGAUUGUAGUUUUAUAUUUGUUAAUAAUAAUUCAUCAAUCUGAAAGUUAUAAUGACCAAAAAUUAUUAAAAUGUCGUCAAUUCUUUGAUUCUUUACAAUUUAAAAGAAAUUGUAAUAAUCAUUAUCAUUUGAAAGAAAUUAAUCGUCGUGCCCAAACUACUAAUGAGCAAAAUGAAAUUCCAAAGCAAGUAGAGGAAAAGAAACCUGAAAAGAUUAAAGAAAUAUUAAAACAAAAAGAAAAGAAGCCUGAAGAAGCCAAAGAAGAUCUGAAACAAGUAGAAGAAAAGAAAUCUGAAGAGAAUAAAGAAGAACCGAAACUAGUGGAGUACAAGAAUUCCGAGGAGACAAAAGAAGGACUGAAACAAAUGGAGGAUAAGAAAAUUGAAGAGAAAAAAGAAGAACCAAAAGAAGUGGAGGAUAAGAAACCCGAGGAGAAAAAAGAAGAACCAAAGCAAGUGGAGGAUAAGAAAAUUGAAGAGAAAAAGGAAGAACCAAAAGAAGUGGAGGAGAAAAAAGAAGAACUUAAACAAUUGGAGGUUAAGGAACCUGAAGAGAAAAAAGAAGAAACGAAACAAUUAGAGGUUAAGGAACCUGAGGAGAAAAAAGAAGAACCGAAACAAUUGGAGGAUAAGAAACCCAAGGAGAAAAAUGAAGAACCAAAACAAGUGGAGGAUAAGAAAAUUGAAGAGAAAAAAGAAGAACCAGAAGUAGUGGAGGAGAUAAAAGAAGAACUUAAACAAUUGGAGGUUAAGGAACCUGAGGAGAAAAAAGAAGAACCGAAACAAUUGGAGGAUAAGAAAUCCAAGGAGAAAAAUGAAGAACCAAAACAAGUGGAGGAUAAGAAACCUGAGGAGAAAAUAGAAGAACUGAAACAAUUCGAAGAUAAGGAACCUGAGAAACCUGAGGAGAAAAAUGAAGAAUCAAACCAAGAUGAAGAAAAGAGACCUAAAGAGUUGAAACCUGAUGAGACCAAAGAGGAACAAAAUCAGAAAGAAGAAAAAAUACCUGAAGAGAUUAAAGAGGAACCAAAACAAGAAAAGGCAAAAAAAUUUGAAGUGAACAAAGAAGUACAAAAAAAAGAGGAGGUAAAGAAGCCCGAAGAAACUGAGGAAGAAAAGAAACCUGAGACUAAAGAAGAACCAAAACAAGUGAAAGAAAGACCAAAAAAAUCUGUAGAUCCAAAAAAUGGGAAGGAAAAUAAGCCUAAACAAAUCGAGGAAGCUCCAAAACAAGAAGAGGAACAAAAACAAUCUGAAGAGCCAGAGAAAAAAAUUCCAAAACAGGUAGAUCAACAACCCGAGAUUGAUCCGAAACGAGUGGAAGAACCUAAAAAACAAGAAGCACCAAAACAAGCGGAAGAACCCAAAAAACAGGAAGUACCAAAACAAGGGGAAGACAAAAGGCCUGAAAAGAACCCGGAGAAAGCUGAAACAAAGACGAAAGCAGUUACAUCCGAAGGAACAUCAGAAGAUGUCUUUAUUCCACCAACUUCUAUAGCGAUAUCAUUACCUCCUCCAAAACCAACAGUUAUUUCACCAACCGUCACAUCAUCAACUUUUCCCGAUUUGCCCAAAGAAAUUGAGGUUUCUGAAGAAUCACGUGAAAAAUCAGAAACAGAAAUUGCGUUAAAAUUGAAUCAAAUGAAUUGGAAGGAAGUGAUAGACAACCCAACAUUUGCCGCGCAAAUUAUAAAAUUCAUGCCCAGAGAUCUCGCUAAUAGUAUUGGGAUAUCAGAAAAAGAUAUCAAAACAAUUAAAUUAGAAAAUUCACCCGGAAAUGGUUUGAUUUUGAAAUUGGCUAUACCAAAUGAAUAUGUGAAUGAUGCGAUUCACGUUAUUAAAGAUCCUACAAGUAAAUUCUAUACCGAGGGAACAGUAUUGAAUCAGUAUGUGGAUCCAACUUAUCCAAUUCCUCAAAAUAUACAUGCAGAACAAUCAUUUUCAGCAAAUAGAGGAAUUUUAAUUGGAGCGUUGGUUGCAGGAACCACACUUUUAUAUGCAAGCUUAACAGCUUUAUAUAUACGAUUUCAAAGAAAGAAGAAACAACGACAGCUCCAAGAACAACAAGAAGUUUAUUUCUCUAACUUGACUGUUCCGAUAUACAAUCACAGUUUGAAUUUGCAAUAA